CAACUGAAGAAAAAAUAAGUUCAGUUACUUUUAAUGAAAACCCAUUAUUCACAGUUACCUUUAACUUGGUCGAUGGGACUUUCAAAACAUUAAAUUUAGAUGCGCCAAAGAAUGAAAAGGAAGUUGCAAUCGAUGACGAUGAGGAAUCUAGUAAUUCAUCAACAGAAAUAGCCAUUCAAGAAAGUGCACAAAAUUCUAGCUUCGAUGUUGAGGCAGAUAAUGAAUAUUCUAACUCUGAUGAAGAAAUUGAUGAACAGAAUUUUAAUGCAGCUUUAACUUUAUUGCAUGAGACAAAAAGUAAUUCUACUGACAGGCAUCAGUUCAAUGUAAAGAAAGUUAAUAAAAAUGAACGAUUUAAUAAGCGUGAAUUAUUAUCAUCAAACGCUGCCAAAGAAUCACAAGCAAGUGGUGGACGCGUCUCUUUAACAUUAACAGAUA
Racocetra persica is the source of this 438-nucleotide messenger RNA. NCBI's taxonomy places the organism in Eukaryota, Fungi, Glomeromycota, Glomeromycetes, Diversisporales, Gigasporaceae. The record is from the annotation of a GenBank genome assembly.